AUGAUAAUUUAUUAAAGAACUUAGAAACGUUAUUGAAGUUGCCUUGACUUGCAUUGAAAUGAGAAUAUUUUCAGGAAUUGGCCAGAAUUGAUUUCAUACUGUUAAAAGCUAGGCCCUAGACGUUAGGCAUAAAAAUCGAACCAAAGGUCUGAUUAGCCCUUAAAAAAAAAGAAGGCCUAUCAUUAUCAACAUCAGAGAUAUUUUGAUUAACAGUCAGGACCCUUGAUCAGUUCAUCUUCAGUAACUCACUCUAUUUAUAUGGUCUUAGUACAAAGGUUGAAAAUUAUGUGAUAAUUGGUCAAACGGUAAAUGACAUGUAAAUACAGAUAAAGUAAGAUGGUCAACUUAUCAAGAAUGUAAAGAAAAUGACUUCACAGAGCAUGAAUUAUAAUCAGAAUAUUUUAAUAGUUAAACCAGUAGAUACAGUAGUAACCUGUACCAAUGAUGAUGGUAAUACCAAACCUGUUGCGUCUGUCACCAUUAAUGGCUUCAUACCUAGAAGCUCAAGUAUUGGUAUUGAACCAACCAAAUCUACCUUAUCAAAAUUGGAGAUAACAGAAAGUGGACUGAGUCAGGAAGAAGAAUCAGAACUUGCAGCUUUUUUAUCAUUAUUGAAGAGGAAACGUCUACAAGAAAAAUUAGUGUAUGUGAUAUCAAUAGGUACUAUUAUCUUAUUGACACAUAGUUUAAUGGCUUCACAAUGGUUGUUACCAUAUUAUUAUACUAUUAGUACUCCAUGUCUCCUUCUAAUUAGAACCAUCAUAUACUGGAAAUUCCGAUGGCAUUAUUUUCUUUUGGAUUUCUGUUACUAUGGCAACAUUUUAUGGUUUGCAUUUAUUUGGAUUGCUCCUCAUCAUGGAGAUUUAUUUUCUGUAGCGUUUGCUAUAGCCAAUGGUCCGUUGUUAUGGGCGAUGGUUAUUUAUCGUAACUCUCUAGUUCUACAUAGUAUAGAUAAAGUUACAUCAGUUUAUAUACAUAUCCUUCCAGCUUUCCUAUCAUUUGUAAUACGAUGGUAUCCAGAAGAAUCUUCCAGUAAAUGGCCUUGUCAUUUCAUUCCAUUGUUAAGCGAAUGGUCUUUUAUUUGGUUGGUGGCUGUUCCAGCUGCAUCUUUUAUCGGCCAUAACAUCCUCGUAACACUUUUAACAUGUAUAUGUAAACCACCCGAACAUUACCAGACAAGUUAUCGUUACCUCACUUCUAAAACUUCCACAUUCAUUUAUAGAGCCAUCAAUUUAUGUGGUCCAAAAUAUAGAAUCCUGCUGUAUUUAAUAUUCAACUGGUUAUUUUGUCUGGCAUCAUUUACCAUGACGAUACUGUGGUAUAACUAUUUUAUAGCUCAUAUUGUCUAUCUCUCAUUGAUGUUUCUUGUUAUCACAUUUAAUGGGGCCAGAUUUUAUUUAGAUGUAUUUAGUGUUCGUCCUGGUAUAUCUGGCUAA
This is a messenger RNA of Lottia gigantea (owl limpet), 1436 nucleotides long. RefSeq lists its product as hypothetical. The transcript is spliced from 10 exons. Gene Ontology annotation, biological process: phosphatidylcholine biosynthetic process. NCBI's taxonomy places the organism in Eukaryota, Metazoa, Mollusca, Gastropoda, Lottiidae. The record is from RefSeq and is a predicted model, not a curated record. The coding region runs from base 366 to 1436 and encodes 356 amino acids.